UGGCAUCUAAUGAUUCAAUCUCUUAAAUAUCUAAAAGGAAUACAUAACAUCAAAGAAAAAAAAAAUCAUAAAAGUGAUUUUUUUUUUUUUUUUUGCAUCAGCUCAAGCAGAGCAUGAGCAUUAUUCAGUAUCAAACAGUCCGCCCAAUAUCUGAGUCAAGUAUCCUGAGCACAUUUACGGGACGGACGGACGGAUGAGGUGCUUUACGCAACAACUAGUGUUGCUUCUGUAGGUCGGUUUAAGAGCUCUCCAGACAGUCCCUUCCUUACAGUAAUCGCGUUUAGACACAGUGUAAUCUGAAAUGUGCGGUCGGUUCGCGUCGACGCUUGUGUUGGUGUUGCUGUGGUGCUGCGGCAGCGCGCCGGGUGAACGGGGACUGAAGGUGUCCAGGAGAGCGCCGACGACUCGCUCCUGUCUGGACUUACCGGAGGAGAUUUUGGAGCAGAUGUUCGGGAGGCUCUCGGUCGGGGUUCUCAGCGCGUUUCAUCACACCCUGCAGCUCGCGCCUCCAGAGCGACAGAAUCUGACCUGUCAAUCAGCGGCUCGCCUAGCGCGCGACAAACCGCGCACCCCUGUCAACUUCCUCAGCCUCUCGCCCUGGGCGUACAGAAUCUCCCAUGAUCCAGCGAGGUACCCUCGAUAUCUCCCGGAGGCGUACUGUUUGUGUAAGGGAUGCCUGAGCGGCCCGAACGGGGAGGAAAGUGAGCGCCUCCGCAGCACUCCAGUCUUCAUGCCCACCGUCAUACUGCGCCGCACCGGCUCGUGCGUCGGGGGCCGGCAUUCCUACACGGAGAGCUACGUGUCCGUCGCCGUGGGUUGUACUUGUGUGCCAUUGUUGGAAAAAGACAGAAAAACACAGAAGGGCAAGCCAAGCGUGAAAAGAGCAUCUUCUAAAAAUUCCACCACCUUUAGAAAGAAUGCACCGAACUGAUCCAUUUUAGAUUUUUUUUUCUGUGACAGUUUUCUUAUUUCCUUCAUUUUUUCUUUUAGUUGGUGAAAGGAAAAACUUGAGACAGAACUUGCUCUCGCAGCUGCAGAUUCUAGCCUGCAGUGCCAAGCAAAAGGAAAACUUUUUGUGCCAAAAUACAAACAUUUUCUAAUCCAAAGUACUUUGAGAAAGCCAGUCAGCAUCAUAGUGUUAGAUAACCAAAUACCAUUCAGAUGUAUUCAAGAGUACAGAAAAUCACUAGAAAUGGUUCUGUUAAAGGCAAACUAUGAUAUAAUUUAUUUAGCAUGACUUUAGGUCAGUCCUCCUAUGAUUACUUUAUUAAAACAACAAUCAAGAACACUGAUAUUGCACAAGUCUAGUAGUGUAUUAUAUACAAAUGCAUUUCAAACAUUCACUUCAAGCCCAUUUUAUGCAUUGAAACAAAGUUAAACUGUCUGAGAUUGUUUGCUUCAAUUUUAUGCCGGAAAGCUGGGUGUGCAACUGACAAUGCAAGUCAGCCAAAGUAUAAUCAAAGACUGAUCGCAGAUCUCUGAUGAAGGGCCAAAUCCUCCGCUGUAAUAUUUGGAUCCUGCUAUGCACCUCUUGGAGUGUGAGUAUUUAUUGUUCCAAAUAAUCAUCUGCUAAUGUAUGAUAGGAAAAACUGUGUUCAAAUGUUGUCAGAUUGAAAACCUUUUUCAUGAGAGAAGGCGUGAUUCAUAGUUCACAUAGCAGCGGAACUCAUUGGCCAGAUUGUGAUUGUGUUUUGGUAAAAAACUGCAUGUCUUCAAAUCCAUAAGUUUCCCAGCAAGCUCCUCCAUAAUAGCUCCUAAAAGAACAAGCCAAAGGUGAACAUGAACAAGACAUAAAACAUGAGUUCUUCUCAUAAAUCUGCAACAUUAUUUGUGUAUAUAUACACAGACACAUUUCCACUUGCCUGUGCAGAGCAGGAUUUUGCCCUUAGUGAGGUAUUUAAUGGUGAGGGCCACCUUGCUGAGACAUUCUUCAGACAGAUACGGAGGGUCUGCGAUGACGAUGUCGAAGCUCUGAGGAAGCAGAGCCUCAGGCAGGCACAGAGGGUUGUUGUAAUCA
Cyprinus carpio (common carp) is the source of this 2017-nucleotide messenger RNA. RefSeq names its product interleukin-17D-like. The record is from RefSeq and is a predicted model, not a curated record. The coding region runs from base 302 to 931 and encodes 209 amino acids. Gene Ontology annotation, cellular component: extracellular region. The transcript has 2 exons. Gene Ontology annotation, molecular function: cytokine activity. NCBI's taxonomy places the organism in Eukaryota, Metazoa, Chordata, Actinopteri, Cypriniformes, Cyprinidae. Gene Ontology annotation, biological process: inflammatory response.